GAAGCAAAGCAAUUGAUUCCCUUGCAUGAGCGCGUGGCUGUGCUGGCGUUCGUCAUCUCGUAAAUCCUCCUCUGCCUGCUGCUGAGCAGACCCCUUCUGCCUGACAGAGUGCUGGGCUGCACCGAGCCCUCUGGAGUGAAUUUGGUGGCUGCUCGAGAUAAGAUCCCGCUCUAGGCACCUCCCUGAGGUAUAAGGACAGCAAAGCUUCAGCCUCCGAAAAGCCUAGCUGCGAAGCAUGCGGUGCCUGAACCGUUUUCAGGAUGAAGCUGUUCGCUAAAGCAGUGCCUGGUGCUGAUGGCUGGGUCGCCAACUGUGCGGCGCUGGCACGGUGCGUGCCGUGGGAAGCUGUUUGCCGAGGCAGCAGCAUCUGAGCGGCGGUUUGUACAUGUGCACAUGUGUGUGUGCGUGUCUCCUUGCUGCUGUGACGUGAGCUUUGUGAGAGACGUUUAAUGUGUGGAGGUGGUGUGAGCUAUUUUUCAUUCUGGUUGUGAGCAGGCACUAGACUUCACCUGGCUUGCUUGUAUCUUGCACCACGCCUGCUCCUCAUGCUGUCUCUGUUUCAGUGCCUCAUCUUAAUCUGGAGCUUUGUGCUUUCAACUUCUGCAAUCAGGCGCUAUGCAUCCAGAUCCCGGACAUUUACAGGCACCACUCUUUGUUGCCGUCACAGUUCUCAUCUCUGCCACGAGUUCAGGUUUACUUCCCCAUUUUACUUCUGAGCCCCUGUCUACUGUACAGAAGUCUGGUGCACCCAUACAACUACACUGCUCUGCUGAGCCCUCCACAGCUUGCAUUUCUUGGCUGUUUAAUGGAGAGCCUUUGGACAGCAGGGUGGGAGAAGUGGAAAUCCAGUCGGGAUCUUUGACAAUCGUCUCUCUAAGCCUGUCAACGUCUGGUCACUAUCAGUGCAUUGCCAACAGCAGCGUGGGCGCUGUUGUGAGUAGGGCUGCAGUGAUAUCAAUAGGCAGUCUAGCUAAUUUUGAUACUUCAGUGAAGCCUGUCAUUGUAGCGGAGGAAGGCGGUACAGCUUUCAUUGGCUGCAAGGUGCCAGAAAGUAACCCUAAAGCACAAGUUCGCUUUCGAGUGCGGGGAAAAUGGCUGGAACAAUCAACAGAUAACUACCUAAUUCUUCCAUCUGGAAACCUGCAGAUUUUGAAUGUAUCUUUAGAAGACAAGGGAUCCUACAAAUGUGCUGCGUACAACCCAGUCACUCAUGAUCUCAAAGUAGAACCUGCUGGACAUAAGCUUAUAGUCACACGCUCUUCCUCAGAAGGCUUACACAUACUUCAUCCCCUGGUCUCCCAGACCCUGGCAGUGCCCCAGCACAGCCCUUUGACACUAGAAUGUGUUGUCAGUGGACUGCCUCCAGCCUCCGUCCACUGGGUGAAAGAUGGCCAGGAUGCACUGAGCAGAGGCAGGUGGAAACUGCUGCACUCCCAUCUCGUAUCAGACAGGCUUGAGGCAUCGGACUCUGGAAAUUACUCCUGUGUAGUGGGAAAUGAAUUUGGAGUAGUGAAAUAUAUUAACUAUUCACUUACUAUACUCGAGCCAGUCUCAAUUUCCAAGGGACUGCAAGAUGAAACUGUGGCUGCUGGAGCAACUGUGCAUUUCUGGUGUGAUGUCCAUGGAAGCCCUGCUCCGACCCUCACCUGGCUGCACAAUGCGGCUCCCCUCGAUCGUUCUCCACGGCACCUGCUGUUGGGAAACGGCCUGCAGAUCCAUGGUGUCAUUGCGGAGGAUUCUGGCUUGUACCAGUGUGUAGCAAACAAUGGGAUUGGAUUUGUGCAGUCCACUGGGAGACUUCAUGUACAGCCAGGCAGCGGCUCAAGGCCAGUUAUAGUCUCUCCACCAGCAAGCGUCAGUGUGACAGAAGGUGGGGACGUUACACUGUCAUGCAACGCCACUGGUCUACCCAUUCCCGUCAUCCGUUGGUAUGGCAGCAGAGGCCUCAUUACCAGCCACCCCUCCCAGGUGCUUCAUCCAAACCCGCAGGAACCUUCUCAAGCAAUGCCGGGCAGCACCAUUGCAGAGCCCACCGCCUAUUUCACCGCAUCUCAAGCAGGGUCGAGCUCCUUGCACAUCCGGAACGUGACUCCAGGCCAUGUGGGGGAGUAUGCCUGCGAAGCCAUCAACGAGCAUGGCUCUGCCAUGUCGGAAGCCUUCCUCACAGUUGUUCCCUUAGAAACUGGCACGAAAGCAGAAGAAAUGGCUCCUGUGGAGACUGUCGAAAGCGAUGGUGACUUUGGUGUGGAAACAGCGUUUUCAAGCCUGCCUCCAACAAAGCUGCAUUUCGAUGCAGUUGCGACAGAAAAGCCCUUGAAUAGCAUCUCCGCCCCAGAAGCCCCCAUCAUCCUCAGUCCCCCGCAGACGCUCAAGCCGGACACAUACACCCUGGUGUGGCGUUCGGGACGGGAUGGCGGCUUGCCCAUCAAUGCCUAUUUUGUUAAAUACCGCAAGCUGGAUGACAGCAUCAGUGCAGCGGGGAGCUGGCACACGGUGCGUGUCCCUGGCAGCGAGAACGAGCUCCGGCUCACCGAGCUGGAGCCUUCAAGCCUGUAUGAAGUUUUAAUGGUGGCGAGGAGCGCUGCUGGCGAAGGCCAGCCUGCUAUGCUGACAUUUCGCACCAGCAAAGAAAGAACGUCAUCCUCGAAAAACACUCAGGCUCCAUCUCCACCAGUAGGCAUUCCUAAACAUCCCGUCAUUCAUGAAGGGACAAAUAAUUUUGGUGUCGUCCUUCCAGAUCUGUCUCGACAUAGCGGAGUUCCAGAAGCUCCUGAUCGACCCACAAUCUCCACAGCAUCAGAAUCAUCUGUCUAUGUCACAUGGAUACCGCGAGCAAACGGUGGCUCCCCCAUUACUGCCUUUAAAGUAGAGUAUAAACGCUUGGGACGAAACAGUGACUGGCUAAUUGCAGCUGAUAACAUUUCUCCUUCCAAGCUGUCUGUGGAAGUUCGUAACUUGGAGCCAGGAGAAAUGUAUAAGUUCCGUGUGAUUGCUGUGAACAACUAUGGGGAGAGCCCACGAAGUGCAGCGUCUCGCCCUUACCAAGUAGCUGGUUUCACCAACCGGUUUUCCAACCGCCCCAUCACGGGACCUCACAUAGCUUAUACGGAAGCCAUCAGUGACACUCAGAUCAUGUUAAAAUGGACAUAUAUUACAUCAAGCAACAACAACACACCCAUCCAAGGAUUUUAUAUCUAUUAUCGGCCUACGGACAGUGACAAUGAUAGUGACUACAAGAGGGAUAUUGUAGAAGGUACAAAGCAAUGGCACUUGAUAAAUCACCUGCAGCCAGAAACAUCUUAUGACAUAAAAAUGCAGUGCUAUAAUGAAGGUGGUGAAAGCGAGUACAGCAACGUGAUGAUCUGUGAAACUAAAGUGAAACGCAUGCCAGGAGCAUCUGAAUAUCCAAUAAAAGACCUGAGCACACCACCAAAUUCCCCUGACCGGGUUGGGGGAAGCAGCGGUGGGCCUUCUAACGGCCCCGUUCGGAGCAGUGACAUGCUGUAUUUGAUCGUGGGCUGUGUCCUUGGAGUGAUGGUCCUUAUUCUGAUUGUUUUCAUUGCCAUGUGCCUGUGGAAAAACCGUCAACAAAACACCAUGCAGAAAUAUGACCCUCCUGGCUAUCUGUACCAAGGGGCAGAUAUCAACGGGCAAAGGAUUGAGUACACGACCUUACCUGGCACAAGUCGUGUCAACGGCAGCAUCCAUGGGAACUUUAUAAGCAACGGUGGCCUCAGCAAUGGAUGUCCGCACAUCCAUCAUAAAGUUGCUAACGGAGUUAAUGGGAUUGUGAACGGAGGAGCUGGACUUUACCCAGGGCACACCAACUCCCUGUCCAGGACACGCGUGGACUACAAACAUACCCACCACCUUGUGAAUGGCGGUGGGAUGUACACGGCAGUGCCGCAGGCUGACCCCUCCGAGUGCAUCAGCUGCCGAAACUGUCGGAACAAUAACAGGUGUUUCACCAAAACCAAUGGCACUUUCAGCAGCAACACGCUACCUGUCAUGCCCAUCGUAGCACCUUACCAGCAGGACAGUCUGGAGAUGAAACCUCUGAAUCAUGUCAUGGUGGCCAUGUGCUUAGCUUCCAGCAUCCCUGAGUGCAGCGCACAGCUGGAGGAGGACAGCAAAGAGAAGGCAGAGCAGCCCUCCGCCCAGCAUCCCUGCUGUCGAGAAAGCAUGAAUCAGCUCUCCAUGGAGUACACAGAUGGUGACAACUGUUUGCACUCAGAAACAUCGAACCACGUUUUGAGCUGGAGUCCCCUUAUUCUUCAGCCUGUUUCAAAGGACUGUAAGGAAAAGCCAGGAUGGAGCUCAUCCGGCGUUACGUUAAAUGGUUCUGGGGACCUCCGACAGCUCCAGCUUCAGGAAACCUGAGGAAGUGACCGCUUUCCCCACUUAACGCCAGUAACUGCACAGCAGAGUCGCUGAAAGGGACUAAUGGAGGGAUGUUAAUUAUAACAGAGAGAGUCACUAUUUAUUUUUUGUAGUAGUGUCAUAUGAAUGAAUGUAUCUUGUUUUUAAAUGGUUGCCUUUUUAUAUUAUUUAUGCAUUGAAAUCCCUUUUUUUCCCAUGCACCAUGAAACUAGCCUGGUUAUGUGUAUAAAAAAGAUUUGUAAUAAUAUAAAGAACAACAAUGGGAAGUGUGUAGUGUGUCUUCCAUAGAAUAUGACCAGCGAGAGAAGCACUUCCAAGGAGACAAAAAGUGUCUGAUACACGGAGUUAGCAGUGUGGAGCACACCUGAGCAGUUCUGAUGUUAGGACCACCUUCACAGGGGCUGCCACAUUCCUGGCAACUUAACAUCACAGUGCUUGAACAUGUAUUUCCAUGUCCUCUUUCAGCUUCUCUGGGAAGAACUCAUGGAACAAGGGUGAAUAAGGGACUGUGGGUAAGAAAAUGAAUAGCUGAAUAGUUACAAUAUGGCUUCAGAGGCAGAGCUCAGAGAUGUUCUGGCAACUGUUUGCACCUGUAGGUCUUUGCCACUAUUUCAGUGAUUCUUUCCUUUUCAGAAGUGUGUGCAAAAGCCCAGCCUGUUUGAAUGGUUGUACUAGCAGAUUGCUCUUUUCUUUUUACAAGUGCUUUGGUAAUCCAAGCAGUCAUCAGAACCUGGGCAGGAGGAGGGACUGUCAGGGUGCUUUGGAACACGCGUGGUCUGCCGGUCUCCCUCCCUGCUCUCCAGCAAGUGCUCGGGGCAGGCUGUGGCCAGCCUUUCUCCUGGCAGCAGCCUGGGUGUGGGCAUCUGCUCUCUUCUGCUCCAGGCGAUGUCUGUAGAGCUGGAUGGCAAGGUGGUUUGGUGAAGUGACCCAGCCUAAAGUACGUCUCACAAUCACCUUCACCCACUGUGUCCCACAGAUGCACCCACAGAGCAGGAGGGAUGGCGAUAAGCAGGAGGUGCUUAAGAGGGCUGCUGCCAAAAGUGAUCCAGCUGAACUGACCUUUACAGCUCAUUAGUAAAUAAUUACUGCUAAGUCAGGUGGCUUAAUUUCCAGUGGCUAUGGUGUGGAGCUGUUAAACUUGCAGCAGAACCUCCUCUGAGUUUCCCUGACCAUGUGCUCCUCCCACACUGUGUCACCCACUGCAGUGCGGCUCCUGAGCCUGGUGAGUCCUCCACGAGCUGUUAGAAAAUCAAACCCAGAACAUCAUGUUUGUGAUGCUUUAUUCCUGCUGCCCUGCUCACUUGCAGAAGACAAAAAUUCAGUUUGACUGCAUUUAAACUCCUUGGUUUGGAGUGGAAAAAAGGGGAUACUACUAAUUGCUUGACUAGCUGCCUUUGCCUCCUAGGUGAAAUGAGCCUUGUCAAAGUGCUCCAGCCUGGCCAUGCACGCGGCUCUGAGAAACCCGCCUGCCUUUUCAGAAACAGCACAUGCAGCAUGAUGUAGGUGUUGCAAUGUUAACUGCAGGGUUGUUUUUUUUUUCUUUCAAAUUUAAUCAAAGUAAAUAAAACAAACUUGUGCCUGUAAAGCACUCUCUCCAGAAAUCAGCACGCAUAACCCCGGCCAUGAGGCACAUAAAUUACAAUUACAGCUGCCCCAAGGCGACACAUGUGCAGCCUUCUUUUAAUGGAGCAAGUAUUUUUCUAGUGAGCGCCAGCAACAGCCCUGGAGCUGGGAAGGGAGGAAGCGAAGCCGGUCUGGCUGGAGCUGCAAACCCCUCGGGGAGCGCCUGCAAAGGCGCUACAGGUGCAGUGUGCCGUGCUCAGAAACUGUGCCCGGCCCAAAAAGUCUCCUUUCCCCACUGAACGCCAAGUGGUGCGUGUGCAUGCAGCAUGAAGAGAUAUAUAUAACGUGUUUAUACUUUAUAAAUAGAGCCCUUAAUAAGAAUUUACUAGGUCUGAGCUGGGUUACUAUGCAAGACUAUUCCAGUAGUUGAUGCUUUAUUUUUGCUUGUGUCCAGAGCCUGGUGCCAAUGCUGUACCGUGUACGUGACUCCACUCUGCUCGUCCAUGCGCGACCGUGGCUUUGAUUUUCAUGGUUGCAAGACUGAGUGCACGCCAGAGGGAGGCAAGAGCAUCUGAAUGAACACGGCUUGAGUGCAAUGUCCUGUCCUGAUUUCCUGGAAAUGUGCUGGUCUGCUUUUUUGAUGCUGAAGUGUAGGAUGCCGGUGUGAGUUUGGUGGGCAGGAUCGAUGUGAGAGCACAGAGAGGAGCCCAAGGCCACGGGCUGCAAGCCACCGCGAGUGUCAGAUUUGGGACUGGUUCUGUUCAAGGAUGAAACUGUUGUAAUCUGCCUUGUUAGCAGAAUCUCUUUGUGGACUGCUUUAUUUAUAUCGAGUUACACUGUUUUAAGUGUUUUUUUUCCUUUUAUUGUAUUUUAUUUAUGAAAAUAUAUAACUCUUACCUUUAUUGUAGGGGUUUGGUGUGUGCUCCCAGCUAGAGGUGCCUAAUUCUGAACCUUCCCGCCGGUCCCACCCAGGCACCGUGGGCCUGGGGCCACAAAAUCCUUAGGCUCGGACUGCUUUCUGCCCCAGCGGCGCCGCGCAGCCCCACUCCUCCCUCUGUUUAACGCCUCCUCUCCUAAACCUGCCCUUUUGCAUCACUCCUAGGAGCACAGCUUUGCCCUUGCUGUGUUUCCCAUCGCACACCCUGAUGCAAGGCUUUCCCAAUAUUUGCCUCCUUGGAGCUUUGGCAGACGAGUAGUUAGGAGCUUGGUUUGAACUCCAGGUUCAUUGUUUCCCCAAGCACUUGGGUUUAGCCACGUUUUUAAGCAACCCUCGUGUUCCUCAGCCCCUGUGCCUGCUCCUCAUCCUCGGGGUUUUAAACCAUGGGGCACUGUGUCCUCCAGGCAGUUACAAGCGAGAUCCUCACCUAAGGUUACACCUACAGCCAUCAUCUGAUUCCCUCCCUAGUGGUUUGUGCCCUAGUUGGCAAUUAUGUUACCUAAUAGAUAGGGGUCUGCAUAUUUAAAAGAAAAAAAAAAGGGG
Molecule: messenger RNA, 7423 nt
Organism: Cygnus olor (mute swan)
Lineage: Eukaryota; Metazoa; Chordata; Aves; Anseriformes; Anatidae
Gene: CDON
Product: cell adhesion associated, oncogene regulated
Exons: 20
Coding region: 616-4380 (1254 amino acids)
Biological process (GO): nervous system development; axon guidance; cell-cell adhesion
Cellular component (GO): plasma membrane; axon
Molecular function (GO): protein binding
Source: RefSeq, a predicted model, not a curated record